Molecule: messenger RNA, 1409 nt
Organism: Populus nigra (black poplar)
Lineage: Eukaryota; Viridiplantae; Streptophyta; Magnoliopsida; Malpighiales; Salicaceae
Exons: 1
Coding region: 336-1268 (310 amino acids)
Cellular component (GO): membrane
Source: RefSeq, a predicted model, not a curated record
AUGCUGUGGAAAUCGCCACCUUGGCAUGAACCCUCUUUUGCAUCAAAACCACCUAACUUUUAUUCUUUACAAUUCUCUACUAUAUACAAAGGAAAAAAAAGUGAAAUAAAAAGAACUCUCUUUUCCUUUUUGCUUGUUCUUUAAUAUUCUUCCAAAAGUUCAUUUCACCAUAAAUCUUCCUAUUUCCUCUUUGCAACUUCACUUCUGUUACAUCCACAGGUAGAGAAAGUAGCUGAUCCAGAAAUUGAGCUCUAAUUCUUUUUAUGUAUCAGCAAAUAUAAUCACCACACUGCAUUGCUUUACAGCUCCAUCUAAACCUAUCUCAUAAUUCUGAGAUGGGUUCUCCCUUCUCUCUCACUUUGAUAAUUCUUCUUUCAUUAAAUUCAGUGAGAGUUGAAGCUCAAGGGAUCAAAUCUGCUCGUUUACUUGAUCUACUCAUCAGAGACUACACACUUAAGUCCAGUGGCGUACGCUUCAAGACAGGUAUGGUACACACUGUACACUUGCCAGCAAAUUUCUCCGGCAUCAAAGUCGAUGCGGUGAGGUUUCGAUGUGGCAGUCUAAGAAGAUACGGCGCUCAAGUUAAGGAAUUCCAUCUGGGUAUUGGUGUAACCUUGCAGCCAUGUGCUGAGAGACUCGUGGUAAUUAGACAAAACUUGGAUCUUAACUGGUCCCCUAUAUAUUAUGCCAACUAUGAUUUAUCAGGAUAUCAACUUGUGUCACCUAUUUUAGGCCUUUUAGCUUACAAUUUUGGUAGUGAUGUGAACGUUAGCGACUCUUUUGAGAUCGGAAUUCAUGCUGGAGAAAAACCAAUUACUGUAGACUUCAGCAAUGCAUCAACUACUGCCAAUGUAUCGGGAGUUAGGCCAUUGUGUGCUAGUUUUGAAAAUGAUGGUAGGGUGAUAAUUAAAGUCCCAGAAUCACUUUUUGUUUGUGUAGCUAAAAGGCAUGGGCAUUAUGGUUUGGUGAUUAAGUCACCGCCAGCGCCACCACCAUCAAUGCAGAUGAUAAAAAGGAAGAUCAGCUUGUGGAAAGUGGUGGUUGGGAGCUCAGUUGGGACUGCAUUGGGUGUGUUUUUAUUGGGGAUGCUUUUUGUGGCAAUGUUUGUUCAGGUAAAGAAGAAAGCAAGAAUGGAGGAAAUGGAGAGAAGAGCUUACGAAGAGGAAGCUCUUCAAGUAUCGAUGGUUGGACAUGUCAGGGCUCCUACAGCAACUGUUACUCGGACGACGCCUAUAAUUGAGCAUGGGUCUAGACCUUAUCCUUCUUGAACUGUUCGUUUUCUUUAUGAUCAUUAUUCUUUUUGUAAUAUUAGAUGCAAGGACAAGUAAUUUGUAUUGAGAAGAAGGAUAGAUUAGCCAAAUUCUUUUUGAGUUCCUUAUAUGGGUGCAGAGACAAACUCUGUUUCUUGA